AUGCCGCACCGGGACGUCGUCUCUGCCACGGCCGCCAUCGGCGCGCUCACCCGCCGCGGGCGACACCGCGACGCCCUGGCACUGUUUUCCCAAGUGCUCGCCGACGGCGUCGCGCCCAACGAGUUCACCUUCGGCACCGUCCUGCGCUCGGCCACCGCUCUUCGAGCACCGCGCGUCGGUGUGCAGCUCCACGCCUGCGCUGCUAAGCUCGGCCUCUGCUCCAACGUCUUCGUCGGCAGCGCCCUCCUCGACCACUAUGCGAAGAUGGGCGCCAUGAGGGAGGCCCGGGGCGCGCUCGAUGACACCUGUGACCCGAAUGUGGUGUCCUACACCGCCCUCAUUACCGGUUUGCUGAAGAAUGGAAUGUUUGAUGAAGCAGACCGAUUGUUCCGGCGCAUGCCAGAGAGGAACGUGGUCUCCUGGAACGCGAUGAUCGGCGGGUGCAGUCAAGCCGGUCUCAGGGCACUUGGCGUUGGCAGAAGCGUUCAUGCAUCAGCCAUCAAGUUCUUGGGCAAGCUUGACGUUUAUAUAGGUAAUUCUCUUGUGAGCUUCUAUGCCAGGUGCGGUAGCUUGGAGGACAGUGUUUUGGCUUUCAAAAAGAUGAAUCGGAAAAACGUGGUCUCCUGGAAUGCACUGAUCUGCGGGUAUGCACAGAACGGGAAGGGAGAGGAGGCUUUGGAUGCUUACAGGUUGAUGAGAGCAAUGGGCCUCAAGCCAGAUAAUGUCACUCUCCUCGGCUUGCUGUUUGGUUGCAACCAUGCUGGUCUGGUUGAUGAAGGUUAUGCAUUGUUCAAGACCGCAGAGAUGGAGCAACCCGGCAUACUGAAACCUGAGCAUUAUGCUUGUGUGGUUGAUCUACUAUCUCGUGCCAAGCGAUUUGACGAUGCCAAGAGGUUUCUUGAGGAGCUCCCUUUGAGCCAGGCAUUGGGUUCUGGAAGGCUUUGGAGGGAGAUUAAGGAGAAGGGGCUGAAGAGAAUCACCGGCUGUAGUUGGAUUGAGGUCCAGGACAAGGUCCAUGUCUUCUCCAAUGGAGACUUUAGGCAUCAUCAGAGUGAUGAAAUUUAUUCGAUGCUUGAAGCAUGUUUUUAUUCCAUGGAAGAUGAACAUGAUUACUCAAUUGUGUGA
This is a messenger RNA of Miscanthus lutarioriparius, 1125 nucleotides long. Lineage: Eukaryota; Viridiplantae; Streptophyta; Magnoliopsida; Poales; Poaceae. The record is from the annotation of a GenBank genome assembly.